AUGGCGGUAGGUGAUGUUGGGUUUCACCUCAAGCACUCCCAGGCAAUUUGUGGCGUUACGACAGAGGCAUUUAAAGUUUAUGAGGUUUUGGAGGAUAUUUUGGAGCACAUUUUUCUGAAUUUGCAUGAUAUCCAGAAGAACCUACAAUUUUGGCAAUCUAGAGCAGAGGGAUCAAAUGUUCAAAAAGCAUACUUCAUGAUAUUCGAGAGAGGGCCACGUGCAUUUAUUGAUAGAACAUUUCAGUUGAUAUAUGACUGUGUUGCUGAGGGUUCUGGCAUGCAGCAUCUCUAUUGUUCUGCGUCUUCUUAUAUCUCUGAGAGGAUAACAGUCUUAACUAGCUUAAGAUACUCUUUGGCUACAUUUUUGGCACAGGUUUAUAUGGAAGUUGACAAAUUUGUGGAUGAAUUAAUCAAGGAUCCUGAGUGGUCAUUGCGCUCAUUAUUGGUCACUAUCAGUGGCUUAUUUUCACAAUUGGAGGCAUCAAUUGGCCAUUUUCAUGCAAUGCGUCAGAGUGAUUCUUCUGUUGAGGGAAGCUAUUCAUUACCUCUAGUGUUUGAGAGGCUGCCAGAAGUAAACCAGGAAGGCUCUCAGUGGACAGAAUGUGAGAUCAGAGAUGCCAUCAACUUGAUUUAUCAGAAUCUAGAGCAACUGGACUCUUAUUUGUCUGUCCUUGUUGCCAAACAUCGGAAACCAAGAAAGGUAACUCGAUACUGGAUGCGAUAUACAGUUGGGGCCAUCGGCAUUUCCAUCUGUUCAUUGUCGCUUCUGCGUCAUAGUAGUUUGGUGGGAAGUUCUGACAUUGACAAUUGGGUUCGUGAGGCAAAGGAUUCAACAGUUAACUUUUGGAAGGACCAUGUAGAGCAACCGGUAAGCUUUCUCCCUGCUGUUCCAGGUAGUAGUAACUCUUGA
Ilex paraguariensis (yerba mate) is the source of this 909-nucleotide messenger RNA. Lineage: Eukaryota; Viridiplantae; Streptophyta; Magnoliopsida; Aquifoliales; Aquifoliaceae. The record is from the annotation of a GenBank genome assembly.